Molecule: messenger RNA, 2754 nt
Organism: Propithecus coquereli (Coquerel's sifaka)
Lineage: Eukaryota; Metazoa; Chordata; Mammalia; Primates; Indriidae
Gene: USP26
Product: ubiquitin specific peptidase 26
Exons: 1
Coding region: 1-2754 (917 amino acids)
Biological process (GO): G1/S transition of mitotic cell cycle; protein deubiquitination
Cellular component (GO): cytosol; nucleus
Molecular function (GO): cysteine-type deubiquitinase activity; cysteine-type endopeptidase activity
Source: RefSeq, a predicted model, not a curated record
AUGGCUGCCUUAAUUGUACAUGGUUAUGUCCAAAUAUGGAGCACGAAGACUGGGAUGUCUAGGUCAAAAGAAGCAUUCAUUGAAACAGUGAAAGGAAAGAAGUUGUUUAGACUGGUUCUUUAUUACAACAAUGGAGAACUUAAAACUUUUCAGCUAAGUAAUAAUAUUAAAAAUGUGGUCCUUAGAUCCUAUGGAAAAAAAGGAAAUCAUGUGCAUUUAACUUUCCAAAAUAAUAACUUCAUGUUUAUUGAAAGAUUAUCCUCUACAGAUGCUGAACAGUUGAAGAGACUCCUGGACAGAGUCCAUAAAAACAAGAGUCAACCAUGUGCGAGACCUCAUAAGCAUAAGGGUAUCUUUGCCAGCACAACAACACAGAAGAAAAUCCACCAAACUUCAUUUCACAAAGUUAAUAAGAAAUCAAGAGGUGGAUCUUAUGAGACAGGAAAAGGUAGUGAAACACCUGCUUUUCAGAAGAUACCUGUUUUUACAUCAAAAUCAACGCCUGUUCCCAAAGGGUUAUUAGAGAAUCUACAUAGGAAGAAGAAACAAAUGAUAUUGUCUAGUUCAGAGGUGAAUGAGAACUUCCUGAAAGAAAACUCCCUAAGAAAGAAGAAAUCCAAGACGAAUCCCUCGAAGUCUGUAAGCCACGAUCGGAAGAAACAAUUCAAGUUAAAGAAGUUAAAAGAGAAUAAGAAAUUGGAAUUUAAAUCUUUAUUUAUGACCAACUCUACUGGAAACCCUUACCUAGAUUCCACUGGUCUCCAAACUCUCGCUGAGAAAAUAUUUUUGGCAUUUGUUUUGGAAGCAGAUCAUGAGUAUGGCCUAGAGUGGGAUGAAUUCAGGUUGUCGCUUGGCUUAAACCCAGAUAAACUAUGGCAAGGCCUCCCCAAUUUGGGAAACACCUGUUAUAUGAAUGCAGCUUUACAGUGUCUAUUUUCAAUUCCAUCAUUUGCUGAUGAUUUACUUAACCAGGGUUUCCCAUGGGGUAAAAUGCCCCUCAGUGCUCUUAGCAUGUGCUUGGCACAGCUGCUUAUAUUGAAAGAUAUUUAUAACAUAAAAAUCAAGGAGAAGUUACUUGUGAAUGUUAAAAAAGCCAUCUCAGCAGUUGCAGAGAUAUUCUCUGGCAACGUACAGAAUGAUGCUCAUGAGUUUUUAGGUCAUUGUUUAGAUGAGCUGAAAGAGAACUCAGGAAAAAUAAACACAAUUUUGAAGACUAAAAGUGAAUCUGAGGAAGAAAAUUCACCUCAACAGGUUUGUGCUGGUGAUGCUGCCACUGGAGUGCUUGUUUGUCCUGUCAUCAGUAAUUUUGAGUUUGAGUUGUUGCGCUCUAUUGUUUGUAAAGCUUGUGGUCAGGUUGUUCUCAAGACAGAACUGAGCAAUUAUCUCUCUGUCAACCUUCCCCAAGGGCCGAAAGCACUUCCUUUGUCUAUUCAAUCUACUUUUGAUCUUUUCUUUGAAGCAGAAGAGCUCGAGUAUAAUUGCGAGAAUUGUAAGCACAAGACUUCUGUUGCAGCGCACAAAUUCAGUAGGCUACCCAGAGUCCUUAUUGUUCAUCUGCAACGUUAUAGGUUUAAUGAGUCCUGGUCCUUAAGAAAGGAUGACCAGAAAGUCAUUGUUUCCAAAUAUUUAAAUUUGUCUUCUCAUUGCAACAAAAGCACUAAACCACCUCUUCCCCCGAGCAAGAAAGCACGUAUUAGGGAUUUGCAAGUAUUAAAAUUUUUUCAAAACAUGAAUUCUAGAACCAUCAGCUCAUUAAGACAGUCAAUUAAGUUGACCUUGGAAUCCAAGAAUUCCCUGGCACUACACAUUAGAUCAGACAAGGAGUCAGAACCACAAAAAUACCAGAGAGUCUUUAAAGGGACAAGCAGAAAACAACAGCAAAAAGACCUGGGGGAAAAUUCUAAACUGAAUAUAACACAGUCAAAAUUGUUAUACUCAGGAGAUAAGGCACUCAUUGAAAAAGAGGUAUUAGUUGGCUCAAUGAUGUAUCUAGAAGACACCUCCGUUUCUCUGAUCCACAGAGAUGGAGGUAAAUUCACCCGCAGCACAGACAAACGUGUUGCAAAAGUUCAUCAUCGAGAAGUUCCUGAAAAUCCAAAGCUAAAGAAAUACAAGAAAACCAGUAUGUGUGUAGCCUUUGAUAAGGUCACUAAGCCUACUGAAAAUUUUUAUCAAAAUGAAAAAAUCAGAAUUCCGGAAGGAUCCCGAGAAGUGGCUGAACAGACCCAGCAGUGUUAUGGGAUGAGAAUCUGUGAAAAAGCCUCUCAGCAGGCACUGCCUCAAAGCCUUCCUAAACCAGAUGCCCAGGGACACAAAAAGAACUGCAGAAGACCCAGGAAAUUAAAUCUCCAGGAGGAUAAUGUGAAGUACCAGUGUGCAUUGAGUUCUAAAAAGAACUCUGGAAACAAAGACAUUUUAGAUAAGAAGACAGUGUCUGAAGCCAAGGAACCAAAAAGAAAUGCUGAUAAGGAAGAUCUUCCUACCUAUCGGCUCAUUGGUAUUAUCAACCAUAUUGGUACAACCCCAAAAUCAGGCCAUUAUAUCAGCGAUGCCUAUGACUUUGAGAGGCAGGCCUGGUUCACUUACAAUGAUACGGAGGUGUCAGAUAUCCAAGAGGUCCUGAUGCAGGAGGCGAGGCUUUGUACCGGGUACAUCUUCUUUUACAUGCAUAACGAGAUUUUUGAAGAGCUGUUGAAAAUGGCAGAGAACUCUCAGCUUCAUAGCAAUGAGGCAGGGAAGACCCCUCAGGAGUAA